Messenger RNA from Hippocampus zosterae (dwarf seahorse), 1933 nucleotides. RefSeq names its product THUMP domain containing 1 (gene thumpd1). The coding region runs from base 432 to 1724 and encodes 430 amino acids. The record is from RefSeq and is a predicted model, not a curated record. The transcript is spliced from 5 exons. Gene Ontology annotation, molecular function: RNA binding. NCBI's taxonomy places the organism in Eukaryota, Metazoa, Chordata, Actinopteri, Syngnathiformes, Syngnathidae. Gene Ontology annotation, biological process: tRNA modification.
CACAAAAUUUUCGCUUUUCUCGCACUCGUCGAAGCCUUGUUUGAAUCAAAACGAGUCGCCCGUUAUAAAAUUGCAAUUCCUCGCAUCUAAUACGCUUGGGGAACAAGACACAAUGUAAAGAAUAGUGUUGUACUUAAGACGUGGACUAUUUCCUUCGCGGAACCCGAAGAUAUGCUUUUCGUCCCUCUUCGUACUCCGUAGAAUCCCUCCAAAACGUGAAUAUGGCGUCCUUCCGUAACCUAGUCCCAUUUUCUAUUUGAAUGCACGUUUCUAACGCGUUCAUUUUACUUAAACCCUCGAGGUGUAUUGUAUUAGGAUUACUAUCGCGUUGCGUGUCGCUUUUAAACUGCCUCGCAGAUUGCACACGGGGCUAAAAAAGAAAUUAAACAUCCCGUUUAUUAAUAGCUGUUUCCAGUGGCGUCAUUGGCAAGAUGUCGGCACCGCAGAACGAGUUUCGGAAGCGCGGCAAGAAGCACUUCGGGGGCGGCCAGUAUCACGCGAAACGAUGGCGGGGCUCCAGGGAGCUGGAGGUGGGCAUGCAGGGCAUCCUGAUCACAUGUAACAUGAACCAGAGGAAGUGCACGGCGGAGGCCUUCAACCUGCUCAGCGAGUACGCGGACAAGCUCUACGGACCCGAGAAGGUCAGUGAACGCACCGCCCAGUUGGAAGAGGACGCCGGAGGCUGCAGCGAAGAAGAUGUCGAGGAGGCUCUGAAGAAAGAGGUGACACAGCUGCGAGCGUAUGACGGCAGUCAGCAGCGACGUUUCCAAGCCCUGGAGAGCGGGGCCAACAACGUCAUCUUCAUCAGAACUCGCAAUCUGGAGUCCGACAAGUUGGUUCAUCACAUCCUGGCCGAUCUGCACGCUACCAAGAAGAAGAAGACACGCCUCAUCCUUCGCAUGCUGCCGGUAACGGGCACAUGCAGGGCCUUCCCGGAGGAAAUGAUGAGGUAUCUGUCUACCUUUCUGGAGCCUUGGUUCAAGAAGCCCAACUGCGCCAGUUACCAGAUUGCCUUCAAGUCGCGAAACAACAACUACAGCAAGAGAUGCGACCUCAUCAAGGCCAUUGCCACCCUGGUGGGCAAGCUGAACCCCAGAAACAUGGUGAACCUGACCCAGCCGGACCUCACCAUCAUCUUGGAGGUGAUCAAGACCGUGUGCUGUGUCAGCGUGGUCCGCGAGUAUACACGCUACAAGAAGUACAACCUGCAGGAAGUGGUCAAAGAAGAAGAGCCCAAGAAGGAAGAGGGCAACACCGUAGCCGAAAAGGCAGCCGAGGCACCCGCCGGCGAGGCGGAAGCGGCCACGGAGGAGGAAGGCGGUACCGUAACUGAAAAGGCAGCCGAGGAAGCGGCCAUGGAGGAAGAAGACAAAACCGUAACGGAAAAGGCAGCCGAUGCACCGGCCGGCAAGGAGGACGCGGCCAAAGCGGAGGAAGUCGCCACCGUAACCGAAAAGCCAGCCGAGAGCCCCGCCGAUGAGGAUCAAGCGGCCAAGGAGGAGGAAUGCAGCGACGUAACCGAAAAAGUGGCCGCAGCACCUGCCAGAGAGGAGGAAGCGGCCGAGAAGGGGGCAGGCGACACGGUUGCCCAACCAGCAGCAGGCAGCGGCGAGGAAGGCGACACCGUAACCGAACCAGCAACCGUUGGUUCCAGCGAGGAGGCGAAGCAGGAAGAAUCCGCAAUGGAGGACGAUGAUAAUAAGGUGGAAGGGGAUGGAGAGUAACUGUUUUUGUAGUUGUUGUUGUUGUUCUAUUGCUGGGUGGGUUUUUUUUUUUCAAACAUGGUUUGACAGUUUUUGUCAAGGGGGGUUAGUUAGCCGUUUGUCUUUUUAACCUUCCAAUGUUGUUCUGAUCUUGACUUUUAGAUUUUACAUGUGUCACAUUCAGUUUUUCUGUGAAGAAACAUACGGAAUUAAACAUGGUUUAUACUGUA